AGUUCGACGGUGGCAGCAGAGCUGUUCACUCCCUCCUCCUUUCCUCAUCUAACGCGCUCGCUCCACUUCUUCUAUCCCUUUCCAAAACGUAAAAAAAAAGAAAACAAAAACAAAGGCUUAUACUCCGUUGGCAUUGAACACACAACAACAGAGGUCAACAACUGCAAAAGAAAAAAAUAAUAAUCUCCUCCCUCUCCCACCUCCAAAACAAUGUCUUCCUCUAGCGUGGCUCGCACUUCCACCGUCCGCGCCGCUGAUGCAGCGGCAGCCGCUCCCCGAUUCUACGACCGCCUCGAUGCGACGAGCAAGGAACGCGUCACACUCCUUCUCAGCAAAGUGCAAGCCCUCCUCCCCAUCGAACAAGACGCCUUCCUUCAAGAGCUGCAGCGUCAGCAGGAGGGUGCACAGGACGCACUCUUCGCUGUCAACAAGAGUCGAGGGAAGCUGGUGCGGUACACCGGCCCGAGACUGGAGGCGGUGCAGGCACGGGAACGCGGCUACGUCAUGCCGCGCGCGUUGCGCUCUGGUAAGGACAGCGACACACGACUGCCGUUGAUUACCGACGGCACUGAUGCACCCAGUGGGUCGAGGACUGCCCUGCCGUGCUCUCUGGAGGAGUUGGCGCGCACGCCUGGCCUGUUCGGCGAGACGGAGGUGACCAUUCACCUGGAAAAGAUGUCUCUCUACGAAAAGUUGCAUCAGAACAUGGCGGAGCCGAAAGGGGCGGAGGGCCCUACCGACGACGUCGCUGCAUCUCCGCCCGCGCAGUCGCAGCUGCACGACCGGAGCGGGGAAAUGGAAAUGGACCUGCGGCGUGCUGCUGCUGCGUCGGAUGCGGAGACGGCUGCGUCUGCUCCGCGGCGCAACGCCCCCUAUCGCAGCAACGCGUAUCAAGCGGUGCGACUGGCGAUGAGUUCGCCAGGUUUCAUCCCUGUACAGAAGCCGCUAUCGCUGGCCACCACGCAGACCGGGUACGACGGGGUGAAGUCGGUGCUCAACACGACCGGGAUGCCCAUCAGCGAGGAUGACUUGCGCGAGUGGUUUGACGAGCUGGAUGAAGAAGGCCGCGGUGAGCUGAGCCUGGACGAGUUUCAGCGUUGCAUGGAGUUGUUGGAGCGCGAUUUCGGCGUGACGGACGAGUACGCGGCGCUGCGGCGUGCGGGCGAGCAUCUCGCCUUUGAUGGGCGACUUAGCUUCGAGGCCUUCGCCUACCUCGUCUUGCGCUUUGCUCGUGUGUAA
Molecule: messenger RNA, 1239 nt
Organism: Leptomonas pyrrhocoris
Lineage: Eukaryota; Euglenozoa; Kinetoplastea; Trypanosomatida; Trypanosomatidae
Exons: 1
Coding region: 211-1239 (342 amino acids)
Molecular function (GO): calcium ion binding
Source: RefSeq, a predicted model, not a curated record